This is a messenger RNA of Daphnia pulex (common water flea), 2079 nucleotides long. RefSeq names its product probable serine/threonine-protein kinase MARK-A. Bases 907 to 1830 code for a protein of 307 amino acids. The transcript has 5 exons. Lineage: Eukaryota; Metazoa; Arthropoda; Branchiopoda; Diplostraca; Daphniidae. The record is from RefSeq and is a predicted model, not a curated record.
GAAUCACUUUUCUAUACAUUCCACAAGAUUUUUCACGAAGCAAAAAUCAUUUAAAAUUUUUCCCUCGUGGAUAUUGCCAUUUUUUUUUAAUGCAUCCGAUUUAUGUUAGAUGUCAUUUAUGAAUGUCGUUAAAGUCAUCGUCUCUGGCAUGUAAUUUCAACUUAAAUGAAGAGUUGAAGACGGCGACGAGUGGCAUUUCCAGCUUCUCGCAUGAAUAAAUUUACUCAGUUUUGAUAUGAAAUUGUGAAAUUCGAAUUGUACUCGGGUUGAAUUGCCCGUGAGUCAAAACGAUGAGCGUGGUUUUUUUGUUUCAGAUUUCAUCAUCAAUGUAAUUUCUCAUCUGUAAUGAAUUUACUGCUGCAUUUGUAAACUGUAAAGUCUGUCUAAAUAGCGGACUUGGCAUUACAUUUUACAGCCGUACAACAGCUAGCGCAAAAGGUGAAAAAGUACAAAUAGAUCUGCGGCUAAAUACUAUAAGCGUUUGAAACAUUUGCGCUUGUGUGUAGUCCUCUAUAAAUAUAGCACGCGCAGCCACAGCAGGUGACAGAAAGACAAGUUAGGGGGAAAGAUGAAGAAAAAAACAAACUUUAUAGCCUGCUGCUGCCACCGUAGUAAAUGAGCGGCUAUUUAGUUUGGACUCUGAUACCUGUGACUUCAAUGUUUCUGCAACUUGUGCCUCAUUAGCCACAUCUAAAGUAUCGAGAAGUUUUUAUUCUUUUUUUAGAAGUAGAGCACGGAAUGGGUAUAAGAAAAAUACCGUUUGUUUUUUUCGGUUUUGUUGGGUGAAGAAAUCGUUUCGUGAAUUAGUGUUGUGAGUGGACGUCACCAGUUAACUAGCUAUAAAGACCACCUCAAAGAUUUCGUGUUGGUAAAUUCGCAAUCGGUCUCUCUGAGAUAACUGACAACAUGCAGAAAAUCAUUCGUCGCGUUAUUCGACUGGCUUCAUUAUUGGUUUUUUUACCCAGUCUGUUACAAGCUUUUUCUCUGUCGGUGUCCGAUGAAAAGCGAGUAGCAGAUCCCGAACGGUGGAAAGGCUACGUCUUUGAUGACGUGAGCGACUCAAACUACCAUUUUGUCAGCAAACAAAAUCUUAACCUUUAUAAGUUGCGCAACAAAGCGUCAGCAACAGUAUCCAGUGGUAAAAACGGAUACAAGUACUCGAAAACCAAAGCCCCUUCAUACGGCCAGAAUAAUUUAAAUCAAUAUGGGAAUAGUAAACCAAACUGUACUGAUGAAGAUGAAGAAUUCGAUCAACGAAAGAAGAUUUGGAAAGCAAGUCUGAUCCUGGGGUCGGUUGGCUUGGCCUUAAGCAAAUUGGGUCUCGUUUCAAUUGUUUCGCCAUUUCUGUUUGUGGAGGAUACCACAACAUCAACGUCAACAACAUCGACAACAUCAACUAGUACAUCAACAUCUACAUCAACUACUUCAACAUCAACCACUUCCACAUCCUCCACUUCAACAUCAACAACAUCGACCACUACUACCCCUACGACCACAACAUCGAAAAACAACGACACCAACAACAACGACAACAACUCCAACAACUACAACGUCGACGAUAACCACAACUAUUGCGCCUAUCACGUGCACCACGACGACGACAGCGACAGCCGGAGAUUACAAAACCAUCCGAAAUCCCGGGGCACAAGUGGCACAGUGUCUUGCCAUCACGGUACCUGUUGGCAGCAAAAUUCAAAUUACUUGCACGGUCGUUUAUACGCAGGCUGGCACGUACACUAUGUUUUACACGAACGGCGGAACAACUCUCAUCACCGGUAUGGCCGUUGUGGGAACAACGUACACGUCGACGGACAACACGCUGACUAUUGAAUCCCUGGCCGGCAGUUCCAAUGCUGAGACGCUAUGCUGCUCAUGGACAACAGUUUAAUAGAACCGCAUCGUUGAACUACAAGAACUCAAAAAGCUACAAGAGAAUUUGAUUUCAGUUCAAUUCUGCAAUGUCUUGUAAUCACAGCUAUGCCUCUUGUUAAUAAAUGAUAGGCCUUUAUGAUGUGAUAGUGGAUAAAAAUUGUACACAAAAUUUUAGCUAAAUUGCCGUAGUCCAUCUCAACAAAUGGC